Rhizophagus irregularis DAOM 181602=DAOM 197198 is the source of this 408-nucleotide messenger RNA. NCBI's taxonomy places the organism in Eukaryota, Fungi, Glomeromycota, Glomeromycetes, Glomerales, Glomeraceae. The record is from RefSeq and is a predicted model, not a curated record.
CAUUUCUUUCCUUUCCUACUUCUUUCUUUAAAAUAAUGGAUAAUUAUAAUAAUCAAAGAUAUUAUUACGGUAGUAAUGGGGAUAAAAACGCGAGAAGAUCCUCUCCAAAUGGUUCUUAUAAUAAUCGUAAUAGUUACAAUGGUUCCAAUGGUGGUAAUAAUAGUAAUGGUCGUUAUCGUAAUAAUGGUUAUAACAGUUAUAACAGUUAUAAUGGUGGCGGAAAUACCAGUGACAACAGUGAUAGGAGUGACAGAAGUGACAGAAGUGAUUGGAAUGAUAAAAGAAAACCUCCUCGUGAAUGGAAAACCUUUACUGAAAUAAAAUUCAGAGUUAGUAAUAUUCACACUAACGCUACUGUAACUGAUAUAAUGGAGGCUUUCGCUGCUUAUGGUAGUGUUUAUAGAGUAG